This is a messenger RNA of Elgaria multicarinata webbii, 2664 nucleotides long. RefSeq names its product alpha-N-acetylgalactosaminidase-like. The record is from RefSeq and is a predicted model, not a curated record. Lineage: Eukaryota; Metazoa; Chordata; Lepidosauria; Squamata; Anguidae. Gene Ontology annotation, cellular component: cytoplasm. Gene Ontology annotation, biological process: glycoside catabolic process; oligosaccharide metabolic process. Gene Ontology annotation, molecular function: alpha-galactosidase activity. The transcript is spliced from 7 exons. The coding region runs from base 325 to 1548 and encodes 407 amino acids.
AAAGGCGGGUGACCCCGGGAGGGAUGUCGACGGCGGCCUUUCACGGGGACCUUUGGCAGCGGCAGCCGGCGUACGCCGUACUUUCUCGCUCGACAUACGGCCGGGGGAACAGCGUGAGGGAACUGUGAGAGGAAGGUGGGCGAGGAGAGAGGGUGCCUAGUAUGUAGUGCGCAUGCGGCCGGCCUCACGUGACUUUCCCCUCAGCAACCGAGAGGGUGACGAAGUGCGCUUGCGCGUGGCCUCCAGGUACAGGCUCGAAGGCUGUUUGGCUGUCACGGGCCUUCGCCCGCGGCGUCAUCCUGAAGCGCCAAAAGGCCCCCGGCCAUGUCGCUUUCCCCGCUGGCGAUUCUGCUGGGCGUCGCUGCCUGCGCCUGGUGCCUGGACAACGGCCUGCUGGCGACGCCGCCCAUGGGCUGGGUGCCCUGGGAGCGCUUCAGGUGCAACACGGACUGCACCACCGACCCGGAGAACUGCAUCAGUGAAAACUUGAUCAAGGCUAUGGCAGACAGGCUGGCUAGUGAUGGGUGGAAGAAACUUGGCUAUGAGUAUGUCAACCUGGACGAUUGCUGGGCAGCAGAGAAAAGAGAUGCUCAGGGCAGGCUCCAGGCAAACCCGGGAAGGUUCCCCAGUGGCAUUAAAGCUCUCGCUGAUUACGUGCAUUCGAAAGGCUUGAAAUUCGGCAUCUACAGUGACAUGGGCAACGCAACCUGCGAGGGCUACCCUGGGACAACCCUGGAGACCGUUGAGACGGAUGCCAAGACCUUCGCAGAGUGGGGGGUCGACAUGCUGAAGCUGGACGGCUGCUUUUCCAAUUCCUCCUUCAAGGCAGUAGGCUAUCCAAAGAUGAGCGCGGCGUUGAACAAAACAGGACGGCCAAUUGCUUUCUCCUGCAGCUGGCCAGCCUAUGAAGGGGGCCUGCCCCCAAAGGUGAAUUAUACUUUACUUGGCAAAAUAUGCAACUUGUGGAGAAAUUAUGUUGAUAUUGACGACUCCUGGGACACCCUCUUGCACAUCAUUGAGUGGUACGGAGAUCAUCAGGAUACGUUGCAACCUGUGGCUGGGCCGGGCAGGUGGAAUGACCCCGACAUGCUGAUCAUUGGUGACUUUGGCCUGAGUCAGGAGCAGUCUAAAGUGCAGGUGGCGAUGUGGGCUGUCCUGGCUGCCCCGUUCUUCAUGUCCUGUAACUUACGGACCAUCUCGGAUGAGGCCAAGGACAUAUUGCAGAAUCCGCUGCUGAUCUACAUCAACCAAGAUUCUCUAGGAGUUCCAGGCAAGCGUAUUUCAAAGAGCCGCUACUUCGAAGUGUGGAAGAGGCCUCUUGUCAACGGCCAGUAUGCGAUCUCUGUGAUGAACAACGGUACCGAUGGGACGCCGAGGCCUUUUGCAACUACGCUGGGACGCCUGAGUGUCUCGGACUGCAGGGAAGGCUACAAGAUCUAUGAUGUGCUGGGCAAGCUCUUCAUGGGAGAGUAUAAGCUCAACGAGACGAUUAGUAGCAAGGUUACCCCAACCGGCGUGGUCCUGCUCUUUCUCAAGCCUCUGUGCUAACCCUCCAGCUCGUCAGGGGAAUGCCACGCUCCAAGUGUUGCAAAAAGUGGAGCCGAGGCUGGCGUUCAGCACAAGCUGCUGCUGCUGCUUCCUCUGGCUUGCAGAGAAGUUUGGUAUCAGGCUUGGGGUAUAAACUGAAUUCCGAAAGAACUGUUUCUCCCCACCCCACCCCAAAUCUCUCUUCUGUUUGCUUUGGGGCUACUUAAAACUUGCCCCCGGAAGGUCUGUAUCUAGAUAGACAGAAGAGCAUUUUCAGAUCCUCCAAAGAAGAAGCCUUCCUGGCAAUCCCCUUUUUGAACGAGAGAAAUGCAAAGGAAAGAGGGCCCGGUUGCCCCUGCAACACGGAGGGUUUCCACCAAAGCACAGCGGUUGCACGCAGCAAGAUGGCCUUGUGUGCGCUUGUUGCACAUGACAGGGUUGCACUUUUCCCCAGACGAGCAAUCAUUGCGUAGCAAAGUUGUCACACAUGAAGCAGCCCUUAUAGGCCGCAGGGGCAGCUUUGCAGCUAUUUGUGCAAUCCUCCCUCUUUCUUAUUAGGAUGGUCCAGGAACCCAUUGCUGUCUGGCAGAAGUAUCCUGUUGUGGGAUGCUCAGGUCUUCAGUGCCUCCCACCAAUCAGUGGAGUUGUACCAGUUUAAAUGGUGGCCCUCUUGUAAGUCUUUCCAAAGGCUGGCCUGGCUGCUUGUCUUCCUCACAAUCAGAUCCCCAGAUCCACACUGCUGAAUGAGAGAAGGGGCCUUGGUAUCUUCCCUCUACUGGGGAAAGGAUGUCUUAGGCGCACCUGGGAUGGUACCUGAUAUUGGCCAGCCAAGGGACGCUUCCUGACACCUGCUGGUUUUCUUCUGUCUGGUGGGAGAAAGCCUCUUCCGCUGCCACAGCCCUGACAGCAGUGUUUUCCCCUGAAGGCUGCCUUCCGCCAGCACCUUUUCCACACACCUCCUCCCCUCUACUUCAGUUGGUCACGAUUAGUCUGGGAGUGAAUCUGUCCAAUUCUUUGGGUCAAUAGAGCAAACAAAAUGUUCAUAAAACAAAGUUUUGUGCACUUCUAAUUUGAAAAGCAAUCAGUUGCACGUUAAUGAACUGUACUGAAUAAACAUGGCGUAUUAUUAUUAUUUUA